AUGAGCUCUAUGGGCUACAGAUCGACUACGGUAAAGGGGCUCAAACAACAAUUGAAGGCGCCCGAGGAAGAUGGAACAGAGCAAGACCUGGAGGAUUUUUUUAGAAGCUUGACUGACAAAGUAAUCAUCAGGUGGGCGGAUGGAGGUGAUGUGGGUUACGUUCUAGAAGAAAACGCGGAGCCUGAGAUAAAGGAGCCUGAUCCAUUGACAGCUGCAGAAGAGGCAGACGCCAGAAAAGUCAAAGCGUACGAUCGGUUGAUGGACAAAUACGAAGAUCAGAAGGACGCUUUUCGGGCUAACACUGUCGCUAUGUUUCAGCUAAUCAUGAGCAACGUGACUAGGACAAUGCGAAACAAGAUCAAGUCUACUGAUGGCCAUCUGGCCGCCAGCAAGAAUAAAGAUAUGGUUUGGCUCAUGAGCACCAUUGAGGACAUCGUCUCGGGAUAUGAAGAAGGAUUUGCGCCCGCAGAGCUCGCGCUUGAUGACGCGCUCGAGCAGAUCUUCAAGAUGCGUCAAAAGGGAAGCGAAUCAAAUGAAGCUUUUGUGAAGACUACUAUGUUACGAGCCAUCAAGGCUUACGAAGGCCGUGGAGGCCCAUUUCUGUGGACUCCGGCGAAGGAAAAGGAGCUCAAGACAGCUGUGGAAGCUGCCAAGAGCAAAUUCACCGCAGCAUCGGCCACAGGGACCGAUGUUAUGACCACGGAACAAGAAGAUGACGUCCGACGCUUCAAGAAAAAGAUGAUUAAGGAUCGUAGCAUUGCCAUGUCAAUCCUUAAGCGGACCAACAAAGAGCGUUUUGGUGACCUGAUGAAGGAGCUCUCUAACCACUAUCUGAAGAAGCCCAACGGAACCCCACAGGACGGAUUUCCUAAAGACGUCCCUGGAGUUUUGAAACUUCUGGAAAAUUGGAAGCCGAACGAUGUCGCCCGACGCGGUUGCGGCAAUAACAAUAAUAGCGCAAGACAGCCCUCAGCAAGAACAGAAGCGAAUAGGAAUCCUUUGGUUUCUUUCGCCCAGACAGCUGGUGAAACGGGACAAGUUUAUUUCUUUCGGGGAACCAACGGCUUGUUCUACGCCUGUCGCCUGUGUUAG
Molecule: messenger RNA, 1092 nt
Organism: Cylindrotheca closterium
Lineage: Eukaryota; Bacillariophyta; Bacillariophyceae; Bacillariales; Bacillariaceae
Source: the annotation of a GenBank genome assembly